Messenger RNA from Oncorhynchus kisutch (coho salmon), 3955 nucleotides. Its product is annotated as mitogen-activated protein kinase kinase kinase kinase 5. The transcript is spliced from 31 exons. The coding region runs from base 509 to 3133 and encodes 874 amino acids. The record is from RefSeq and is a predicted model, not a curated record. Gene Ontology annotation, molecular function: ATP binding; MAP kinase kinase kinase kinase activity. Lineage: Eukaryota; Metazoa; Chordata; Actinopteri; Salmoniformes; Salmonidae. Gene Ontology annotation, cellular component: cytoplasm. Gene Ontology annotation, biological process: protein phosphorylation; intracellular signal transduction.
AAUAACAUUUUAGCUAAUGAUCUCUACCACUCUGAAGCAUGGCAAUUUUUCAUGUGUAUCGACAUGCUACUGUUGCUCUACAGGAAGUCAGGCCAUUAUAAAUGGUUUCAAACGAGAGCAGCAUUGCAUAUUUGUAGCUCACACUUCUGCAGGCAUGCCCAAGUGACAAGAGAAAACCCACACAGAGAACAAGAGUAACGCAGCUACACACACACACACACACUACAAAGAAUGUCAAAAAGACAAUGGUGAAACUAAGUCUCUCCUCCCCACCCCUCUCUCUCUCAUACACUCACACCUUCAGAGACUGACACCCAACAGGAAAUAAAACCAGAGAAAAUGUAAAUGAGCUUCACUGAAAAUCAGAGAUCAUUUAGUUCAGGCAACAGAGUGAAAAAAGAGACGAGAGAAGGAGGGGGGUCUAACUGGUGAGUGAAGAAGGAAGGUGAGAGAAAGUGGUGUUUGUGCGCCUGCAGCAGGAACAGCAGUCAGUGGAGGGAGUUUGUGUAUGUGUGUGAGUUUGCGCCAUGCCCCAGGAGUAAUGGACUCCCAGAACCGGGCUGCACUGGACAUCUCCACCCGGAACCCCCAGGAGGACUUUGAGAUUCUGCUCCGGGUCGGUGGAGGCACUUAUGGCGAGGUUUACAAGGCUCGGAACAAGCAGAACGGGGAGCUGGCAGCUAUCAAGGUCAUCAAGAUGGAGCCAGAGGAGGACUUCUCAGUAAUCCAGCAGGAGAUCGUCAUAGUGAAGAGCUGCAAGCACCGCAACAUUGUGGCCUACUAUGGCAGCUAUAUACAGGCCAACAAGCUGUCGAUCUGCAUGGAGUUCUGUGGAGGAGGCUCUCUUCAGGACGUUUACCAUGUGACCGGGCCUCUCUCUGAGCUUCAGAUUGCAUUUAUCUGCAGGGAGAUGUUUCAGGGUCUGGAUUAUUUACAUGGCCAGAAGAAGAUUCACAGAGACAUAAAGGGGGCCAACAUCCUCCUGAAUGACCAAGGAGAGGUGAAGCUAGCGGACUUUGGGAUUUCGGCACAGAUCACAGCUACUUUGGCACGGCGGAUGUCCUUCAUCGGGACUCCUUACUGGAUGGCGCCAGAGGUGGCUGCCGUGGAGAUAAAGGGAGGUUACAAUGAGCUGUGUGACGUGUGGUCUGUGGGAAUCACUGCCAUUGAGCUGGCUGAGCUGCAGCCUCCCCUAUUCGAUGUGCACCCACUACGGGUGCUGUUCCUCAUGUCCAAAAGUGGCUACCAGCCUCCUAAACUAAAGGAAAAGUCCAAAUGGUCCUCGAUUUUCUAUAACUUUGUCAAGACAAUGCUGAUCAGGAACACUAAGAAGAGACCCAGUGCCUCAAAGAUGCUAACACACCUGUUUCUGACCCAGCCGUGUCUGAGACAGGAUCUGAUCUUGGAUCUGCUGGAGAAGCUGCGUCACCCUGAGAAACUGAAGCCCUGCCUGCCGUCUGAGGAGGAGGACGUGGAGGUUGUGGUACCUGGCUCCUUGAGAAGGAUUCACUCCAUUAACAGACACAACCAGGCAGAGAGAACCAACUCUGACAUCAGCUUGGAGCAGCUCUACACCAAGAGACCAGUAAAGACAGCCCCACCAGAAGCAAUGGUACGACCUACAGUACAGUGUUCCACACUGGGAUCCACUGGCAGCGACAAGAGUCUAAUCAGGGACCAAUGCCUGGACUCGGAUGAUGACUACGAUGACGUGGACAUUCCCACCAUCUGCACCAGGAGCGAAAAAAUCCCACUAGAUGACAUCCCACCCCCACUCCCUCCUAAGCCCAAAGUUUAUACCAGUUCAGAGGAGUUUGUGACAGGGGAGGACGAACGUGGCCGGAUACUGCGCACCCUCUACGCCCCCUCGCCGCUCCUGCGGACAUCUAGUGGCACCCACACACGCCCUGUCCCUCGUCCACGGUCCCAGCGAAACGUCAACUCCGACCCUGUUUCCUUCCCAUUACACAUAACAGACAGAUCAGCGGGCCUCCAACCGCCUGAGCUGCCCCCCAAGAAAGACAGGAGAAGGAGACAGCCCCCCCAGGAUCCGGUUGAAUGUCCCAGCCCUGUGCUGAAGAAACCACCAGUGUACUUUAAGAAAGUAUUCCAUGGCUGUCCGUUGAAAGUGAAUAGUUCAACCAUGUGGGACCAUCCGACAACCAAAGACCACCACCUGAUCCUGGGAGCAGACGAGGGGAUCUACACCCUCAACCUGAACAGCUCAGAGGCCACCAUGGAGCUGCUCUAUCCAGGAAAGUGCAACUGGGUUUACACCAUUAGUAAUGUCCUCAUGUCAAUAUCAGGUAAGUCAUCCCAGCUCCAUUCUCACUUACUGAAGGAGUUGUAUGAGCAGGCCCGAAAGGAGCAGCGAAUGGUGGCCUUGCCAACCCACAGACUAUUGCCUAGGAAGUUUGCUGUCUCAUGUAAAAUACCGGACACCAAAGGCUGCAAGACCUGCUCAGUUGCCAGUAACGUGCAGCGGGGCUGUGUGUUCCUGUGCUGUGCCCUGGAGACCAGUGUGGUGCUCCUGCAGUGGUACGAGCCCAUGCAUAAGUUCAUGCUCAUCAAGCACUUUGACUUCCCCCUGCCCAGUCCCCUGCGUGUGUUUGAGAUGGUGGUGGCUCCACAGCAAGAGUACCCUCUAGUGUGUUUCGGGGUACACAGGGGCCCCAGUCCUGGGCAGCCCAUUCAACUGGACAACAUGAACCUCAACUCCAACACCUCUUGGUUCACCAACACUGGCUUAGAGAGCCGGUGUCCUGGCACAGUGCAGGUGAACCAGCUGGACUGUAACACCCUGCUGGUGCUCUUUGAGAAUUCAGUACACAUAGUGGGCCUGGAGGGGGCGCAGAGGAGCCACUGGACGCUUCAAGCUGAGACCACUUUCACUUUUGAUGUGGAAGCUGUAGUGUAUUUUGAGAACACUCUGCUGGCCAUGUGGCGUCAUGGCUGGCAGAGGAGAGGAGAGGGCCCAGACAUACUGCAGGAGAUCACAGACCCCAAGAAGACCUACCGUCUAGUGGGAUCAGACCGGAUAGUUGUCAUGGAGACGCGGCAGUGUGAGGACCAUUCGGGGCUCUGUAACCUGUACAUCCUGGAGAUUGCCGAGAACUAUGUCCCAGUACCUUGAGAACUCUAGAACAUGGAACCGAGCUCAAAGUAGCACCCCUGCGAACACUCCAAGCAGCAGCCAUGGCACUGUGUCAUUCAUGCCAAACAAUACUGUUUGCUGCUGGUUUAAAGGAGCACAGCCUGAAUUCAUCCCUCAUAAUAUGUGAGCAGCUUCAACUGCCAGCCCACACAGGCAGACUGUGCCCAGACACACAUGUGCAUUCAUUCCUCCACAAAUACCUAUUUAUCCUGUAACAGUACCACAGUACUUGCCCUCUACUGCAACUUGGUCUCAGAGCAUUUCAUAUUAUUCUGUAUGUAAAUCAGAGACACUCCAUUUAGUAUGAUAUGCUACGUUUUGUAAUGGUAUGUAUUCAUAUGUGAAUGUCCAUCACUCAUUUCGUAUGAUAUGUUAAAAAUUACAAUUCCUAUUAUGUUUUGAAUUUGCAAAAUGUACAAUAUGUAACAAAUUGGCAAAAGUACGAUAUGUUACGAAUUCUAGCUAGGUGGUUAACGUUAGCUAGACUAGGGGUUAGGGUUAAGUUUAAGAGUUAGGUUAAAGGGUUAGGGGAAGGGUUAGCUAAAAUUGUUACGGUUAGGAUUAUUGGAAGGGUUAGCUAACAUGCUAAAUAGUUGCAAAGUAGCUAGAAGGUAGUAAAUUAUUGAAAAAUUGCUAAUUAUCAUACUAAAUUCAGUGUUCCGGAAUUACAUUUACUAUGUUACGUCCAGUCUUUGAGACCAGGCUGUCUUUUUUUCAUCCACAGGCUCACACACAUAGGGGCCUACAUUUCCCAUCACAAUCAAUUCAAAUAAAUGGGGAACGUUACCCAAUAAAGAUCUU